AUGGUGCACCCUGCACCAGCUUCGACGGCAACUUCUACCGCCGCGCUUCCGGCGCCGACAGCGUCUCAGACUGAGGAGGAGGACGAUGACGCCACGAUCCGGGAGGUCCUCUACGGCUACGCCGACCUCUUGAUCGUUGGAUGCCGCCACUACAGAGGCGUAGCUCAUCUUGGCGAGUUCGUCGACCUCGUUAGGGAGCCGAACAACCCCUACGACCGUAAUGCCAUCCGGGUGGACAACCUCACUCGCCAGCAGGUGGGACACAUCAAAGCGACGCAGGCUUGCAUCCUGUCCCCGAUUCUCGACGACCGCACCAACGGGGCCCCGCGCGUGGAAGCCAGCGUCUCCGUCGGGGGUACGCGGGUGUACGAUCUCCCCAUCCGGGCGAACGUCUUCGGCCCUCCGGAACGUGCUUCGGCGACGAUCGCGGCUCUUGGGCGCCUGUACCUCAAGGGCGGCAUGACCGGCAGACACGGCUCCGCACCCGGGGGGGGCAGCGGGGCGUCGGGCUCGUACAAAGGACACGCCGUGGCGGUGCAAACGGCCAUCUCCAACCCCGUCAAGACACAGCGGGAGCUCGACGAGAUGUUCGACAAGCUUGACGCGGACUCGCCGCAACUCCCGACGGCGAACACCUCGGCCAACACCGAGCCGGUGCUCUUGGCCAGUCUCAUGACCCACCAGAAGGAGGGGCUCGCUUGGAUGGUGCAAAGGGAGAACAACCCAGACCCGAACGGGGCUCGCUUGGAUGAUGGAAAGAAGAACAACCCGGACUCGAACGGAAAGGGAUGUCAAUCUCACUCUUCAGGCCUUCCACCCUUCUGGGAACAGCGCGUCGAGGGCGGAAAAGGCGUCUUCCACAACACCAUCACCUGCUCCUCGCAGCCUUGCAGGCCUGCCUCGGUGCAUGGAGGCAUUCUCAGCGAUGACAUGGGGCUGGGCAAGACCCUCCAAGUGAUCUCGCUCAUCCUCGCGCAGCCCCCCGCGGGGACGGACUACGUGAAGAAAGUGCUGGCCGUGGAGGCGAACAAGAGGCUAAAGGAGGCUCUGGACCGCGGCGAGACGCCGCCUCCGCAGGAGAAGGAAUUAACCCCUCAGCAGAAGCAGGAGGCUGUAGCCAAGAAGUACAAGAAGCUGAAGAAGGCUGAUCUCGAGAGGGAGCUGGCUGCCAAGGGACUGGACACGAAGGGCAACAAGAACGACCUAGUGGGUCGGCUGUCCACGCACGAGGCCGGCCUGACCCCCGUGGACCCCAGCGUGAAGCUAGGCACCCUGGUAGUCUGCCCAAUGUCGGUCAUCCACAACUGGGAGACUCAGUUCGCGGAGCACGUUAAGGAGGGCGCGCUCGACGUGUACGCCUACCACGGGGGGAACAGGAACCAAGACCCCACCUUUCUGGCGACCAAAGAUGUGGUAAUCACCACGUACGACACGCUUGCCAGCGACUUCUCCGCCAGCGGAGGACAGAAAGCUUUGGAGGAGGACGUCACCGCCGCGGUGGGCGGGAAGCCCAAGCGGCGGCACGGCGUGGGGGGGUUAGGGGGGAACCGCGUCGUCCUGGACGAGGCUCACCCCUUCAGGAACAACAAGACCAACAAGCACAAGGCGUGCCUGGCGCUGUCGUCGCGUUACCGGUGGUGCUUGACCGGCACUCCUCUCAUCAACAAGCCCGAGGACAUCGGUGCUCUCUUCUCCUUCUUGCACCUCGCUCCCGCUUCGAACCCGAGAGUCUUCCUGCAGGCUAUCGGGCGGCCCAUCCGAUCGGGCAGCGACGCCGGCCUGGCUCGCCUGAGGGUUCUCAUGAAGAGCGUCUGCCUGCGGAGGACGAAAUCUGUGCUCAGCGGCAAGCUUCCCCCCAAGGUGGUGGAGAUCCACCGCGUCCAGAUGGACGACGGCCACCGCGAGGCCUACAACACUCUGUUCAACAGCGCCAGGGCCGCCUUCAAAGCCGCUCUCGCCGAUGGAGAAGCAGAGGUGAUGUCCCAGUACGCCAGCGUCCUCGAGUGCCUGCUCCGGCUGCGUCAGGUGUGCUGCGCGGAGAGCCUCGUCCCUUCGGGCAGGCUCGAGACGGCGAGGAAGGUGCUCAAUCAGCUCGCCAAGGAAGGGCCCAAGCUCGGCAAGGAGGAAGCGACGAAGCUGUUCGCCAAGCUCAAGGGCCUUCUCGAGCAGGAUGAGGGGGCCGAGUGCGCCAUUUGCCUGGAGCUUGUUGGCCACGCCGAUGCCCGCGUGCUGCGCCGGUGCGGCCAUGGUUUCUGCAGCAAGUGUCUGGGAGCAAUGGUGAAGGCAGGUCCGCCGGUGGCGGGCGGCAACAGGAACAAGUGCCCGCUGUGCCGCUUGGAGUUCUCCCAGGAAGAUGUGGUCAGCGGCGCUGAGCUCGAGAAGGCCGGAGGAGCCAGCCAGGCCGCGGGUGGGGAAGAGGUGGCGGCAAGCGCCGUCGCGGCGGCGGCGGCGGCGGCGGCAGCGGUGCCGGGGGCGACGGUGGUGGAGGGCAAGGGGGGGGGGCGUGUGCCUCCGCCGAAGGUCGCCGCGCUGCUGCAGAGCCUCCACGAGCUGCGUCGCUCAGGCAACGGUGACAAGGCCGUCGUCUUCUCUCAGUUCACCUCUUUCCUCGACGUAAUCCAGCCCUUCCUUUUGGCUGACGGCUUCCGGCUCGCUCGCCUUGACGGAAGCAUGACCAACAAGCAGCGCCAGGCGGAGCUGAAGCGCUUCGCGGGCAAGGGUGGCGACGGUGCAGAGGUCAUGCUGGCCAGCCUGAUGGCGGCGGGCACCGGAAUCAACCUCACCUCAGCCAACCACUGCUUCAUCGCAGAUCCGUGGUGGAACGCGAGCGUGGAGAGCCAGGCCAUGGACCGCGUGCACCGUAUCGGCCAGACGAAGCCCGUCCGUGUGGUGAGGAUGGUAUCGGCAGACUCGGUGGAAGACCGCAUCCUGGAGAUUCAGGAGGCCAAGGAAGCCCUCGGGAAGGGGGCUCUGCGGAAGCUCAAGCCGGACGAGGUCCGCAAGGCGAGGAUGACCGAUCUACGCACCAUUUUCGAGUGCAAGACGGAGCACGCGAUUGAAGCCUAGGCUAGGCUAAGCUGAGGCUGGACCGGGCGCAGUCAAUCCUUGCUGCCUCCGCCGGAAUUACGACAAGCACGAAGUUUUCUCACGGUUGGGGUUGACGGUGGGGAGGGGGGGGGGGCAGAGAGCGGGUGUUAUUCGCGAAUCACCACCGACGCGUUUGUUUACGAUCAAUUUUGGUGAGUUCGGUCUGAGUGUCCUGACUGGUCCAUCUCAUGAGCGGCCGAAAGGGGGGUAUAUCCACUAGUGAAGAAUCCGCCUUACGUGCCCCCCCUCCUGCUGUUGCAUACGGGAACUUCAUGUCUCUUCUUUUUUCUCCAUCUCUUCUGUGUCUUCGUUUUUUUCUGUUUGCCCCAUUUUACCGUUGCGGAAGCUUCUACCGACACCCCAUGUACCUUUCAAUGACCCUGUAGGAUACAUGUCACUCACAGUUGUAGUUCCAUGUACCUUUCAAUGACCCUGUAGGGUAUACAUGUCACUCACAGUUGUAGUUCCAUGUACCUUUCAAUGACCCUGUAGGAUACAUGUCACUCACAGUUGUAGUUCCAUGUACCUUUCAAUGACCCUGUAGGAUACGUGUCACUCACAGUUGUAGUUCCAUGUACCUUUCAUUGACCCUGUAGGAUAUACAUGUCACUCACAGUUGUAGUUCCAUGUACUUCCUGGAGUAUUCCUUUGAUGGCCGAGGAAAUAUUCCAGCUCAAAUACUCGCCAUGCACCAAUGGUUCUCGUUGUUGUUCCUGAUACUAUUUCUUCGGGCCCAAAUUCUGGCAAGAGGCCGGUCUCAAUCGCCAUGGUGAUGUUGGUUGACAGUCUCGUUUCCCGAUUUGAUGCUUGAUUUCCUGGUAAAUCUACGGUCUUGUCAGACCAAAUGUAUUUUUGGCACAUUGGCGGGACAGGUGUACAUGUUUUCUUCUGGCGAUCAAGGCGGGACUCCUCAGCAAACACGCCUCCCCCGUAGGACAAAGUUGUUCGAUCGUUUUCGUAUACUUAAGUACAGUGGCUGCCGGUAGGUCAGAUAGGCGAGGGGGGGUCGUGUACUUUAUGGUCGUGCGGGUGACACUUUUUCAGUUUUUCGGCCGUCGACUUUCACGUUGCAUGUCUUGAUGUUUUGAGAGUAAAAAGGGAAGCGGCGGUGGGAUGAUGUUGAUUUGUAAUUUCGACCA
This is a messenger RNA of Ectocarpus siliculosus, 4226 nucleotides long. Lineage: Eukaryota; Phaeophyceae; Ectocarpales; Ectocarpaceae. The record is from the annotation of a GenBank genome assembly.